AUGACUGACAAUGAUGAUGCGAGUGCCGAAUGGAAAGCGUGGGAAAGGUAUGGAGGCUCAAGCUCGUCACGAUAUGGUUCGAGCGAGCGCCUGGAUGCCAGUUCCGGUCCAGAAGCUCACCGGACUCGGUCGAGCUUGAUACUAGUCAGCACCAUGCCGGACGCCUUCUUCCAAAAGAAGCGCAAGCGCACAUCCGCCACCUCCAACACAUCCGGCUCGAGUCGUGCAGGUCCAUCACGCACCAAACCCUCGCCCUCGCCACGCAAAUCGUCUCGCAAACCCACCAACGACAGCGACGACGAUGACGACUCCGACGUUCCCGGCGGCGGCAUCGACGACAUGGACCUCACACAUCGUUACGACCACGACGCGAAUAGUGACGAGGAGGCGGACGCGGCGGAAACACCGGCUGAAGCACGUGUUAGGCUGGCCAAAAUGUACCUACAGGGACUGUCUUCCAGCAAUGCACCAGCAGCAGCGGCAGCAGCGAGUGGCGACGGAAAUGAUGACGACUUUUUCGAAUCGGACGAUAGACCGACGUUCGGGUUGGCAGAUGCAGCACAGGCGGAUAGGGAGAAUAUCGCCGCGAGGUUGCAGAAGGAUGUUGCCGAGCAAAGUGGCAAGAUCCACCUGUUCUUGGCGGAUCGCAUCGUACUCCCGCCAUCUACAACAGAGUCGGGUAGCGGAGAAGAGGUAGAUGUCGAGGGCUCGAUCAUGGCCGUUCGGGGACACAGGUUGAGCGUGACCUGUGCAGUCGCAUCUUCCGACGCCAAGUGGUUGUUCACAGCGAGCAAAGACGGCAGCAUCAUUCGGUAUCGUUUGCGAGACGGCAAGAUGACGCGGAUCCUACCCAAACGACCAUCUCAUUUCGACGAGUCCGGGAUCGCCAUCCCACCGCCUUCCGCCAAGAAGAGCAAAUCCUCCGGCGCGGCGAGACGACGUGCCCGACUCUCGGCCACCUCCACCACCGGCCAGUCCUCCUACCUACCCCUCACAUCCGACCAAGGACACACGGACGAGAUCUGGUCGCUCUCGCUCUCAUCCGACGGUCGCUUCCUCGCAUCCGCCGGAGUCGACCGCCACAUCUGCAUCUGGUCGCUCACCCCGACCACCGAAUCCUUCCACUCCACCCUCUCCGGCCACAAGGACUCGAUCACCUCGCUCUCCUUCCGCUCCACCUCGCACGAGCUCUACACCGCCUCCCUCGACCGCACCCUCAAGCUCUACGACGUCGCUCAGCUCUCCUACAUUGAAACGCUGUUUGGACAUCAGGAGUCCGUGCUCUCGCUCUCGUGUCUUUCGGCGGAAACGGCGGUGUCGGCAGGCGGACGCGAUCGCACCUGUCGGUACUGGAAGAUCCGCGAUGAAUCGCAGCUCGUCUUCCGCGCUGGGAUUCGGUCCAAGCUGCGGACCGUGCUGGAAGGCGGUGACCUGGCGCAGUCUUCGCUCACCUCACCCGUGGAAGCGAUGGAGGGUUCGGUGGAAGUCGUCAGCAUGAUCGACUCGCACCACUUUGUAUCCGGUGGAGAUAGCGGUACGAUUUCGCUGUGGAACCUGGGUAAGAAGAAACCCAUCUUCAGCGUUCCCGUCGCCCACGGGUUCGAGGUCAAGCAGAGCGAGACGGAAGGGGCGAUCCAAACGCCAAGGUGGAUCACGAGUUUGGCAGCGUUGGAGUAUGCGGAUGUGUUCGUCAGUGGUAGUUGGGAUGGCUGGGUGCGGGUGUGGGGUUUGACAGGAGGCGGGUCAGGUGGAGUGAAAGGGUUUAGGGAACUGGGAAGGCUUCCUGCCGAAGGGGUGGUGAACUCUCUGCAGCUGAUCCAGCCGCCACUCCCGAGCGUGUUCAAGCAAGAUGGGCUGCUGCGAACAUCGGCCGUUCAACCGCAGGAGUACAAACGUAGACUCGGAGAUGGUGGAGCGGAAGACGGUGAAACGCACAAACUCACCCGUCUCGAAGCAACAAAGCAGAACUCCCCUCCUAUCCUCAUCGCCGCCGUCGGGAAGGAGCACAAGUUCGGAAGGUGGAUCCACGUGAAAAGCGCCAAGAACCAGACGCUUAUUGCAACGCUCCAGCUGCGGAUCACCGACGAACCACAACCCAAGCCGAACGGUAGAGUCCCCCGCAACGAGACGUUCAAGUUGGUCUGA
Messenger RNA from Pseudozyma hubeiensis SY62, 2145 nucleotides. RefSeq lists its product as hypothetical. The record is from RefSeq and is a predicted model, not a curated record. Gene Ontology annotation, cellular component: small-subunit processome. The transcript has 2 exons. NCBI's taxonomy places the organism in Eukaryota, Fungi, Basidiomycota, Ustilaginomycetes, Ustilaginales, Ustilaginaceae. Bases 1 to 2145 code for a protein of 714 amino acids. Gene Ontology annotation, molecular function: snoRNA binding; protein binding.